AAGCAGAAGACAAAGACUGUCUCUUCCCCUGUGCCCGGCAGGCACAGUACCUGUCAAGAGCGUUGUCUCCUUACGGCGAGCAUGGCUUGGUUCACUCCAGACCAGUAAAAUAUGCCAGAAAAGGUUCUCGGAAUACGUCUAAUGCAUCUAACUCAAACUCAAGUGUCAGUACAUCAAGUACACCAAGAAAACGCUCUGGACUUUCAUGCAGUUGCUCCACUGAUAGUUUUGUGAGCAUCAGUCAUUCCCAGAGGCAUCAAGGACGCAACUCCAAACUAUGCAGUGGGGAUCUUCUAGACAGGCACUCUGAAUUCUUUACUGAUAGCCGAAAACCUUUUAUUCCACGCACCUUAAUAUCAGAUGCUAAAUCUUUCCUGUCAGAGUACAGGUAUUAUACUCCUGCUCGAAGGAAAAGGAAAAAUCACUGCAAGCGGCAUGUGGAAGCUCAAACACAGACUGAUGUGAUCAGCUUUCCAUCUGCAGACAGAGCAUCUGAGAGAAAAGUUAUGACUGAACGACAGCAGGUCACAUUGAAGGUUGAAGAUAGAAGAUACACCAUGGAGGAACCCGAGAGAGGAAUAGCUACUUCUCCAUACUCCUUCCUAAGAGAGACAUCGUUGUGUUCUCAGCAGUCUUCAGUGAGGAGGACUAUCGAGGAUGAAGAAGAGGAGCUUUUAUAUUUAGCUUUCAUUGAAGAUGUAACAAAUGAAAUUCUUAGCCUUGGGCUAUUUUCUAACAGAGUUCUGGAACAACUGUUUGAGUGUCAUAUACAAGAAAAUAAGAGCCGUUUGGAUGAGAGCAAAAUGCGUCACUUUUUGGAUGUACUGAAAGCAGACCUCGGCUGCAGCCCGGGCAGCGGUGCAGAGCAAAUCCCUGCAGGCUGGGAAGCCUUUGACUCGCUGGAUCUGCAAGAGUUUAAUACAAUGGAAGAGCUCGAGUUUAUCAAUACAAGUCAGCAGCAAAGAAAAGCUACAAAAAGUGAAGAAUUCUUUAGGACCAUGGACUUAUUAAAGGAACCAAACAAGUGUGAAUCACCAGUAUGCAGGGAAGGUUCAAAGGAGACACAGAGCAAGGAUGACUUUUCGGAAGACGUUGCUGAAAUGAUGGAUGCUGGGACAGAGUCUGAUUCUUGUGUGAAAUCUGAAGAAGACCCAGAUGCUUCACCCUCAUGUGAGGCAACUUUAGACUUGAUCACUUGUGACAGUGGUUUGGAAGCCAACAAGGAACUUGAUGAUCUCGAGAAAAGCUUUGCAGAGGCCCUUCAGAUCUCUCAUGACUAUUCAUAG
Tauraco erythrolophus (red-crested turaco) is the source of this 1286-nucleotide messenger RNA. The record is from RefSeq and is a predicted model, not a curated record. NCBI's taxonomy places the organism in Eukaryota, Metazoa, Chordata, Aves, Musophagiformes, Musophagidae.